AUGCGACUUUAUAGUCUUUUUGGCUUUUGCUCAUUAUUGGUCAGAUCGCUUUCCGGUAGUUUGGGGGGACGUGUUACAAGUAAAGUGGGAAACGACUUGGAAGAGGUUCGCAACCAAGCACCUGCUUCUUGCUCGUCGCCAGAAAGCUUUCCAGGAGAAAUAGAGAUGCUUGCUCAACGAAAAUCGACCAACUUCUUGACUGAUCUUCGCCACGGGUACGGCACCUUACCAGAACUUGAGAGAGCACUCACUCGCACUUACUCCGAUGGUGAAGUAUCCGACUUUGCCGAGAUACAGCGCCAUGGUGCUGUGAGUACAACACUAAAACUUUUUGAAAUCAGGCUUCUCUACCUCAGAAAGGCCACAUUUAAGCAAAGGAACGAGAUCGACGCAAUACUACGCGCUUCUGAACUUCCUCGCCUAUUCCAGGAAACCAUGGCGAAAAUCGACUACAUUUGCGAACAUGUUGUGCCCUCUAGAGAUCGGUAUGAGGCUUAUGAAUUGAGAGAGCUUGCCCAAAUCUCCCAACAAUUCCGCCGGAUCUUUGGUCUCAAAUUUAUGAAACCAUCAUACGAUGAAGAAGAGUUAAUGAUCAAAACGCUACGAAACGAAUUGACGACUGGGCAAGGGGGUGGAUAA
Messenger RNA from Puccinia graminis f. sp. tritici CRL 75-36-700-3, 639 nucleotides. RefSeq lists its product as uncharacterized. The transcript is spliced from 3 exons. The coding region runs from base 1 to 639 and encodes 212 amino acids. Lineage: Eukaryota; Fungi; Basidiomycota; Pucciniomycetes; Pucciniales; Pucciniaceae. The record is from RefSeq and is a predicted model, not a curated record.